This is a messenger RNA of Patiria miniata (bat star), 3739 nucleotides long. Its product is annotated as piwi-like protein 1. The record is from RefSeq and is a predicted model, not a curated record. Gene Ontology annotation, biological process: regulatory ncRNA-mediated gene silencing. Gene Ontology annotation, cellular component: P granule. Gene Ontology annotation, molecular function: protein binding; piRNA binding. The coding region runs from base 173 to 2404 and encodes 743 amino acids. NCBI's taxonomy places the organism in Eukaryota, Metazoa, Echinodermata, Asteroidea, Valvatida, Asterinidae. The transcript is spliced from 17 exons.
GCUGGAGAGAAGGAUGCAAGAGUUCCAUGAGCAGCAGCAGAAGAAACAGAAGGCUGUGGCUUCAUCGUAGCAAGCCGGUCAUCCCCAAAGAAUGGAAGGAGGAUGGAUUUACGUGAAAUGAAAACCUGGCAAGAAAGGAAAGCCGGUGGAGGUCUUGACCAACUGUUUCCGCAUGAAGGCCGCGGAUCAGUGGCUUCUGCACCAGUACAGCGUGGACUUCAGCCCCGUUGUGGACAACCCUAGGGCACGUCAUGCCCUGCUACGGGCUCACUCUGAGAUCCUAGGCACCCCCAUGGCCUUUGAUGGGAUGAUGUUGUUCCUGCUUCGAAGGCUUGAUGAGCCGGUGACCAGGUUUCAAACCAAACGCCGUGACUCUGAUGACAUCAUCACCAUUACUGUUGCUCUCAAGAAUGCGCUGCCUCCUACUUCACCAACCUGCAUGCAGGUUUACAACAUCAUCUUCCGCAAGAUCCUUGGAUUGGUUGGCUUUGAGCAGAUUGGCCGGAACUAUUUCAACCCCAACGCCAAAAGGGAAAUCCAGCAACACAAGAUCCAGCUCCUGCCCGGUUUCAUCACCUCCAUCUUGCAGUAUGAGCAGGAGGUUCUCCUGAUGGCGGACGUCUCUCACAAGAUCCUGAGAACGGAGACAGUCUUGGACAUGCUGGCUGAGAUUGAGCAGACCAAGGGAGCAGGCUGGAGGGAUGCGGCCAAGAGAGUACUGGCGGGAGAAAUUGUCCUGACCAAGUACAACAACAAGACCUACCGAGUGGACGACAUCGACUUUAAUAUCAAUCCCAUGAACACAUUCGACAAGUUGGAUGGCACUAAAAUAACCUACGCCCAGUACUACCGGGACGCGUACGGGCUAAAUAUCAGUGAUCUAGGACAGCCACUGCUGGUCAGCAAUCCAAAGAAAAGGGAUCAGCGCCGGGGAAUGAUUGAUCACAUCCACCUGAUCCCUGAGCUGUGUACCCUGACGGGGCUCAGCGAAGCUAUGCGCAGUGAUUUCCACGUCAUGAAGGACCUGUCUGUGUACACUCGCAUCACGCCCAACGUCCGCAUGAAAGAGCUGACCAACUUCAUCGGCAGCUUUCCCAGGAAUCAAGAGGCGAGUACUUACCUGCAAAAGUGGCAGGUGAGCUUUGAAGCUCAGCUAGUCAGGAUCAACGCUCGCAUCAUGGAUCGGGAGAAAAUCCUCACCGGGCACCAGGGAAAGAAUGAGAUUUCCUUGGGUGAGAAUGCAGAGUGGAGCAGAGAUCUGCGGAAGGAUCUGCUGAGCUGUAUUGGUCUGCACAACUGGCUGCUGAUCUACACAGCGCGUGAUAGCAAGAACGCCAUGGAGUUCCUAAAUGCCUUCAACACUGUGGCGCCACGUUUGGGAAUGGAAACCAGACCACCCUUAAUAUGUGAGCUACGUGAUGACCGCACUGAAAGCUUUAUCCGUGCCAUCCGACAGAACUUGAGUCCCCAGACACAGAUGGUUGUGUGUAUCCUACCAACUAUUCGUAAGGAUCGCUACGACGCCAUCAAGAAGUUCUGCUGUCUAGAGGCACCGGUACCCAGCCAGUGCAUUGUGGGUCGCACUAUCAACAAGAAACAGACCGUCAUGUCCGUAGCUACCAAGAUUGCUAUGCAAAUCAACUGCAAGAUGGGGGGAGAGUUGUGGACAGUUUUAAUUCCAUCCAAAAUGUUGAUGAUGGUGGUAGGAAUCGACUCUUAUCACGACUCCGCCACUAGAGGGCGCUCUGUCGGUGGCUUUGUCGCUUCCAUGAAUCAUGACCUUAGUAGGUACUUUUCACGAUGUACAUUCCAGCACACAGGACAGGAGCUCAUUGAUGGUCUCAAAGUCUGCAUGACAAGUGCAUUGAGGAAGUUUAAAGAAAUCAACGGUAAGUUGCCCGAGAGAGUCAUCAUCUAUCGCGAUGGCGUCGGCGAUGGGCAACUGCCGGCUGUGGUGGAGUAUGAACUACCACAAGUGAUUGAUACCUUCAGAAUGAUAGGAACAGACUAUAGCCCUAAGUGCGCUGUGGUCGUCGUUAAGAAGCGAAUCAACAAUAGAUUUUGCUCCUUGAACCAAGGAAAUCUCGUGAACCCAUCCCCAGGAACGGUGAUCGACUCGGUGGUCACCAAACCAGACUUAUACGACUUCUUCCUUGUCAGUCAGUCUGUACGCCAGGGCACGGUCACUCCAACCAGUUACAAUGUGGAUUGGGACAACUCGGGUCUGGCACCAGACAGCAUGCAAAGCCUGACCUACAAGCUCACCCAUCUGUACUUCAAUUGGCCGGGAACCAUUCGUGUACCGGCCCCCUGCCUCUACGCUCACAAGCUGUCUUUCCUUGUUGGCCAAAGCCUGCACAAAGAGCCGCGGAUUGAGUUGGCUGACCGGCUGUUCUUCCUAUAGGCAGUAAGACCAGGGGUAAUAUGUAAACAAUUGCUUAUAUAUGUUUAAUACCAACAUUGGCAGUGUUUGCACAAGUGGGACUGACUGUUUUCUGCCGACAUCCGCGAAUGUUAACAACAAAGGCAAAUGGUCUUCCUUAUGUCGUAUUAUCAGAAAUUAAACUUUCAUGCUGUAACGCUAAAGCUCUAUGUUGGAGAUAUCAUCACUGUUUUGCUCACAGAAAAAUUUGGAAAUUAGCAUAAAGAAAGUGACUGGAAAGAUUCAAAAUAAUGUAAAUGGGGCACAAAACAGCAAUUAAUGAUUACUUACAUCUCUUUCAGUUUGUCAGGUGUAAAAAACCUGAAAACGACUUCAUGAUGAGGGUUUUGAGGUCACAAGAAGUUAGGUCAUUCCAUGGGUUGGAUGGUCACCAUCUCCGAUUUUACUUUUAAUAUUCUUCCAUAAGAUCCAAUUGUUGCGAUCUUCCAUAAGAUCCAGUUGUGGCGAUCUUUCAUAAGAUCCAAUUGUUGCGAUCUUUCAUAAGAUCCAAUUGUUGCGAUCUUCCAUAAGAUCCAAUUGUUGCGAUCUUCCAUAAGAUCCAAUCGUUGCGAUCUUCCAUAAGAUCCAAUUGUUGCGAUCUUCCAUAAGAUCCAAUUGUUGCGAUCUUCCAUAAGAUCCAAUUGUUGCGAUCUUCCAUAAGAUCCAAUUGUUGCGAUCUUCCAUAAGAUCCAAUUGUUGCGAUCUUCCAUAAGAUCCAAUUGUUGCGAUCUUCCAUAAGAUCCAAUUGUUGCGAUCUCCCAUACGAUCCAAUUGUUGUGAUCUUCCAUAAAAUCUAAAUGUUGCGAUCUUCCGUAAGAUUCAAUUGUUGCGAUCUUCCAUACGAUCCAAUUGUUGCAAUAUUCCAAUUGUUGCAAGUUCAAAAGAAAAGUUAAUUAAGAAUUUUUUGUUGUAGAAUUGUGAACUUGCACAAAAUGUAGGCUUGUAGAUAUUAGGUGAAAUUUUUAAACGCGAUUUACUUUAAGUUGCACAAGUUUAAAAAACAACACAAUUUUCUGAGGUGUCUACAAGUCUUUUCGAAGUGUAUAGCAGAUACAAUGUAGAAAAUCCAUCAUGUGUUUUGUAAUUUGACUGAAGCAUGACAGCAGUGUUUUAUUCAUCUUACAUCCUGCCAAAAUGCCUUUGAACAAAAAUAAUGACUUUGUUAAUCUUAAAAAUGUAUUUUUUUAUACUUACAAUUUUCGCUGUUUUACAAAAUGUGAAUCAGAAUUGAUGGUACAUUUGUUCUAAGAAAUGUUAGCUGUAGUGAUAGCAUGACAAAGGUUGUUUAGGUUCCCAGGCACUUGGACAUAGUGCGUU